Eptesicus fuscus (big brown bat) is the source of this 1398-nucleotide messenger RNA. RefSeq names its product ribonuclease A family member 13 (inactive) (gene RNASE13). Gene Ontology annotation, molecular function: nucleic acid binding. Bases 1 to 462 code for a protein of 153 amino acids. NCBI's taxonomy places the organism in Eukaryota, Metazoa, Chordata, Mammalia, Chiroptera, Vespertilionidae. The record is from RefSeq and is a predicted model, not a curated record. The transcript has a single exon.
AUGGCACCAGCUGUGGCCUGGCUCCUGUUCCUCCAGCUUGUUCUAGGACCAACUCUGGUCAUGGACAUCAGUAUAGAGGUUGCCAUCAAGAACUUCCAAAGCAUGCACAUCGACUAUCCCAAGGUUAACUACCCAGAGGGUUUCCAGGGAUACUGUAAUGGUCUGAUGGCCUAUGUGAGGGGCAGACAACAAAGCUGGUUUUGCCCAAAGAGGCAUUAUGUGAUACAUGCUCCCUGGACAGACAUUCAGAAGUCCUGCAAGUACUGUGAGAGCUUCUGUGAGAAUUACAAUGAAUACUGUACACUCUCCGAGGACUCCUUGCCCCUUACAAUCUGCUCUCUGGAGACCAAACAGCCACCCACCAGCUGCCGCUACAAUAGCACCCUAACCAACCAAAGGCUCUACCUGCUCUGUUCCCAAAAGUAUGAUGCUAAACCAAUAGGUAUCAUUGGCCUUUACUAGGGAAGGGCGGCUUUCACUGCGAACCACCCCCUACUGCCACCACGACCAGCAUGACCCCCUUUCCAAAACUCUGAAUCCCUUCCCCCCUGACUUUGAAGGUAGGCAGGGUUCCCUCCAAAAGGACCAGGGAGGUAGGAAAACUGUUCAGAGCUUUAGUCACCAUGCAAAAUCAUACUGUCUUUUAGGCUCUUUCCAACUUGUUUACUUCCCCUCUCCCCAUCAUCCGCCCUCUCCCACAGACAGUUUUACCCAAGAAGCCAAGUGUGUCCAGUUGGCAGUGCCUGUCCAUCCACUGGGCCAGAUACUGAAUCCUGGAUGGAGGCCCAGAGCUUCAGCUCGCACCAUGGCAACAGGCACCAGCUCAAUGUUUCGACUCCCUAUCCCCACCACCCUUCCCUUUUCAGUCUUCCCCAUUUCCCUAUGACUCUCUCCGCUCACCCACAUGAUGGCUAUCUCUAGCUUUAGGGACCUCCCUGAGACCUUUAGGUUCAUUUUAGCCUCAUAUCCCCAGAACCCCCUUGCAGUUUCCUGUCUGCUCCUUUCCAUGAAAUCAUUUUCUUCACGUAACCUGUUCUUUCCUCUGUCCUUCUACCAUGGAGCCCAGUGUCUCUCCCCUACACUCUCAGCCUCCUUUAGUCACCCUGUCUUCUCCAACUUCUUUUCCACAAUUCUCACCUUGGCUCACUGAAAUUUAAAGUUAUUUUCUCUGGCCCAUCCCCCCACCCCGGCCCCCCGCCCCAAGAUACUUGCAUCCGGUUCCCAAAGCUCCUUUUGAUGUUCUCUAGACUCUAGGAUCUGCUGCUGACAAAAUAGGUGAGGUGAGCCUAGAUGUAGUCACAGAAGGUUUCAAAACUACAUCUGAGUUGUGUAAGCUAGAACCAUUGGAUGAAACUGGGUAAAGGGUACAUGGGACCUCUCUGUACUAUUUUUGCAUCU